AAAGUUGCAGGAAUCCAGUUGCGCUCAAGUUAACAUCAACCCUCCUCUCGUCUUGGUUGAUUCCUGUCGGGUGUGAGGUUUUGGUGACUUGCGACUGUUUCUCGGCUGUCUCUGGCACUUGCCUUCAAACUAACCGCGCCUUGAGACGAUCCCAAGCGCGAGGCCAACGAGUUCCUUCCUCUUCUCCAGCCUCGAGCCUUGAAGCCUGACCGCACGCUUCCAGUCCUCGGGCCUGUGCCGGGCGAGAUGGCGGACUUUGGAGAUGCUAAAUACGAACCAAACGGAUACUAUGGGGGAGAUGGCACCUACGAAAAUGGCGACGUGGUCGAUGCAGUCGACACGGACAUCACAUCUGAAGACUGCUGGAAAGUCAUCAGUUCUUUCUUCGACAUCAAAAAGCUGGCCUCUAUGCAGAUAGAUUCGUUCAACCACUUUAUGAGAUCGGGUUUGCAGGAUCUGGUAAACGAGAAGGGAGGUGUCACCUUGGACCAUGCGCAAAAUGUCGACGAGGACGAUCCGAACCCAGUUGUCAUCAAGAGGCACGAAGUCAAGUUCGGCAAGGUCACACUGUCAAAACCCAACAUGGUCGAGGGCGAUGGCGUUACCGCCGACUGCAUGCCACAUGAGGCGCGCCUGCGGAGUUUGACCUACGCAAGUCCGGCCUUCGUGAAGAUGACAAGGAGGACGUACUAUGCUAAGGAAAAGCCGUGGGACGAUGCAGGAGUCGAUGAGGGAGUCAUGAGAGAAGACGGCUCACAGCUCUACUGGCGAGAGGGCACAGAGGAAGGCGAUUUUGAUUCCGAGAAAGAGGUCUACAUUGGCAAGAUUCCCAUCAUGGUCAGAAGCAUGACAUGCCACCUUAUGAGCGACCGGUUCCAGGAUGAGAGGGAUUUAUAUGCUUGGGGAGAGUGUCCUUAUGACCAGGGCGGUUAUUUUAUCAUCAACGGCAGCGAGAAGGUGCUUAUCGCCCAGGAACGAAGUGCAGGCAAUAUCGUGCAGGUUUUCCAAAAGGCGGCGCCUGCACCUUUCACACAUCUUGCUGAGAUCAGAUCGGUCAUCGAUCGGGGCGCACGGAUGAUGUCUCAGUGCACAGUGAAGCUCUUCCGACGGGUGGAUGGUCCCGAGGGUACAAAGAUCGACAACCCGAUCCGAGUCCAGCUUCCUUAUGUCAAGCAGGACAUUCCGCUUGUCAUCGUCUUCCGGGCGUUGGACAUCGUAUCUGAUGCUGAUAUCCUGGAGAAGAUCUGCUUCGAUCAAAGUGACAAAGAGAUGAUGGAUAUGUUGAUGGGCUCCCUCCAAGAAGGUCAGCCUAUCCAAGGUGCUGAUUUGGCGCGAGACUUCAUUGCUCGUCGAGGCAAUGUCCCGACGCUGAAAAGCCACGAGAGACAGAAGCAUGCCACGGAUAUCCUGCAGAAAGAAUUUUUGCCGCACAUUGGACAAGGCCCGGAUGCUACUGCUCGAAAGGCUUUCUUCCUCGGGUACAUGGUUCAUCGCCUCUUGAAAUGUGCCCUUGGACGAGCAGAACCAGAUGAUCGUGACCACCUUGGAAAGAAGCGACUGGAUUUGGCUGGUCCCUUGAUGACCAAUCUGUUCCGCUUGCAAUUCGACAAAGCCGCGAAAGACUUCUAUCGGUACAUGCAGAAGCGGGUAGAGGCAGGUCAACCCAUCAACAUCAUGGCAGGCUUUAAACAUCCCAUCAUAACAAGCGGGUUAAAGUAUUCUCUAGCCACUGGCAACUGGGGCGACCAGAAGAAACUCGACAAAGCCAAAGCUGGUGUCUCUCAAGUGCUGAGUCGGUAUACCUUCUCCUCCACUCUGUCCCAUCUUCGAAGAACCAAUGCACCCAUCGGCCGAGAAGGCAAAAUCGCCAAACCACGUCAAUUGCACAACACUCACUGGGGAUAUGUCUGUCCAGCUGAAACGCCCGAAGGUCAGGCUUGCGGUCUGGUCAAGAAUCUUUCACUCAUGUCCAUGGUCACAAACUCCUAUGAGACUGCACCUCUUGUGAAUUAUGUCCUGACAAAGAACGUUGAGGCGCUUGAGGAUUGGGAACCUCGUCUCAAUCCAAAAGCUACCAAGGUCUUCGUUGAUGGCGUCUGGUUUGCUGUGAUACUGCGGGAUCCGAAACGACUGGUCGAUGAUCUCCGCAUGCUUCGAAGAAGGGGCGUCUUCGACUCUCAAGUAAGUCUGGUCUGGGACAUUCGGGAGAAGGAGUUCAAGAUUUCCGGGGACUCGGGCCGGAUCGUUCGUCCUCUUUUCGUCGUCGAAACCGACCGCUCUUCAGAAAACCAUGGUAAUCUGGUACUCAACAAAGAGCACAUCAGAAAGCUGGAUGAGACGACAUACUUGAAAGAAAAUGACUUUCAAGACUGGAACGAGCAGGUUAAACCGUUUGGAUGGACUGAACUCCUUGCGUCGGGAGUUGUCGAAUACUUAGAUGCCGAGGAAGAAGAAACCGCCAUGAUCUGCAUGACCCCUGAAGCGUUGUCCGACUCGAGAGCCAAACACUUCGGAUUGGAGAUUGAAAACGACGAUGACCCUCUGAGCAGAAAUGAUCCGCUACUCAAUCCUCACGCGCACACAUUCACUCACUGCGAGAUCCACCCAAGCAUGAUCUUGGGCGUCUGCGCGAGCAUCAUCCCGUUCCCCGACCACAAUCAAUCGCCCCGAAACACAUACCAAUCUGCCAUGGGUAAGCAGGCCAUGGGUGUGUUUUUGACGAACUUUGACCAGCGCAUGGAGACCAUGUCCAACAUUCUCUACUACCCGCAGAAACCUCUUGCUCGCACAAUGGCCAUGGACUACCUCAAAUUCCGCGAGCUUCCAGCCGGGCAAAAUGCCAUUGUUGCCAUUGCAACCUACUCAGGCUACAACCAGGAAGAUUCCGUCAUUAUGAACCAGAGCUCCAUCGACCGAGGGCUGUUCCGGUCGCUGUUCUACCGAACCUACCAAGAUUCAGAGAAGAGUGUCGGACAUUCCGUGGUGGAACAAUUCGAGAAACCGACCAGAGCUGAUACACUACGACUCAAACAUGGCACAUACGACAAGAUUGACGAGGACGGCAUCGUUGCUCCAGGCGUUCGCGUCAGUGGCGAGGAUAUCAUCAUGGGCAAGACAGCACCGAUGGCUCCAGACGCGGAAGAGUUGGGCCAGCGACUCAAACAGCACAUCAAGCGUGAUGUCUCUACACCGUUGCGGUCCACCGAGUCUGGCAUUGUCGACCAGGUGAUGCUGACCACCACGGCGGAAGGGCAUCGUUUCGCGAAAGUGCGCGUCCGAACCACCAAGGUCCCCCAGAUCGGCGACAAAUUUGCCUCUCGGCACGGUCAAAAGGGUACAAUCGGCAUUACGUAUCGGCACGAAGACAUGCCAUUCACAAGAGAAGGCAUCGUGCCUGACCUGAUCAUCAACCCGCAUGCCAUUCCCUCCCGAAUGACCAUUGCCCACUUGAUCGAAUGCCAACUGUCCAAAGUGGCCACGCUACGUGGAGACGAAGGCGACGCCACACCCUUCACGAAAGUGACGGUGACGCAGAUUUCGGAGCUGUUGCGGAAUAUGGGCUACCAGUCUCGCGGCUUCGAAGUCAUGUACAACGGGCACACUGGUCGCAAGCUGGUGGCCCAGGUCUUCCUGGGACCGACGUACUACCAGCGGUUGCGACACAUGGUCGAUGACAAGAUCCACUCGCGUGCCCGUGGGCCCACGCAGAUCCUCACCCGUCAACCGGUGGAAGGUCGAGCGCGUGACGGUGGUCUGCGGUUCGGAGAAAUGGAGCGCGACUGCAUGAUCGCCCAUGGCGCCAGCUCGUUCCUCAAGGAGCGUCUUUUCGACGUGUCGGACCCCUUCCGCGUCCACGUCUGCGACAUCUGUGGUCUCAUGACGGUGAUUGCAAAGCUCAAGAAGAAUACCUUUGAGUGCAAGAACUGCAACAACAAGAACAAGAUCUCUCAGAUCUACUUGCCGUAUGCCGCCAAGCUGCUGUUCCAGGAGCUUUGGGCCAUGAACAUCGCUGCUCGGUUGUAUACCAAGAGAAGUUAAAGGAAGUUAAUUACCUAGGAGUGACUUGACUUCUUGCCGUAUCUACAAUCUGUCUGCAAAAGACUGGCAAGUGGGCGAGAUUGCGAUGACUGGUCGAUGGACGGAAUCGGUUUUCCCUGCCCCCCUUUCCUCCAGGUUCUUUGCAUCUCAGAUGGUCAGUCGUACUACUCUUUCAACUGCUACACUGGCAACUUGGCUGGUUGGGUGGUUGGCGGUGGUGGUGAUGGAGGUGUUGGCGCCAGCGAGGAAGAAGUAGAGGCCAAAGAAGAAUCAAACAGAUAUCAAUGGUUGAUGGAUACACGCAUGCUGCAGCUGGCUCGGAGGAAGACCAUUCGAGCACGUGCUGUAGAUCCAGAGACCACGCACGCACGCACGCCGAACUUACAGUACGUUGCUUGGGAGGAUGGCGUUCUCUCCCUUUUUUUCUCUCUUGCGUCUGCUUGUAUUGUAAGCUUAGCUUUACGUUAGUACUGUACUUGUAUCCAAAAUUGAGCGCGUCGCGUUGCGUUUUGGCUUUGGUUAUGCAAUGCAAUGCUAUGCAAUGUAAAAUAAAAUGAUUAAAUCCCCAACUACGUACCAGA
Exophiala dermatitidis NIH/UT8656 is the source of this 4619-nucleotide messenger RNA. Its product is annotated as DNA-directed RNA polymerase II subunit RPB2. Gene Ontology annotation, cellular component: RNA polymerase II, core complex. Gene Ontology annotation, biological process: DNA-templated transcription. Gene Ontology annotation, molecular function: DNA binding; ribonucleoside binding; DNA-directed RNA polymerase activity. NCBI's taxonomy places the organism in Eukaryota, Fungi, Ascomycota, Eurotiomycetes, Chaetothyriales, Herpotrichiellaceae. Bases 247 to 4038 code for a protein of 1263 amino acids. The record is from RefSeq and is a predicted model, not a curated record. The transcript has 2 exons.